This is a messenger RNA of Triticum aestivum (bread wheat), 2164 nucleotides long. RefSeq lists its product as uncharacterized. The coding region runs from base 1057 to 1923 and encodes 288 amino acids. The transcript is spliced from 2 exons. The record is from RefSeq and is a predicted model, not a curated record. Lineage: Eukaryota; Viridiplantae; Streptophyta; Magnoliopsida; Poales; Poaceae.
UCCACGCUCCCCGAGUCAAGUCCCAUCGCCGCGGCGCCUGUUCCUGCUCCCUCCUGCCGCAACGUGCUGCUCUCUCCCCCAAAAAUGCAGCGGCACCCCGCUCCCAGCCCCCGCUCGCCCGCCGCGCCCUCCGCUCCCCCGCCCCUUUAUCAGCGACCUCACCUCACCACUCCCCCCGCAUCCGCUCUAGACCUCUGUGUUUUCGUUGCCUUGCUCUAGACCACCUAGUCCAAGCUUGUCAUGAUCCCAUCCGCUGCUCUCGUUGUGGUGGUUCUGGCCAUCGCAGCUACCAGUGCACCUCCAACCUUCCCUAGCCCUCCAACGCCUUCGUCUCCUCCACCGAAACCCUCCCAUGGCUGACGACAACCCAAACAUCCUCGUCAUCGGCUCCCACCGCCUCACCCUGCUACAACCCCUCACCACCUCGCCGCGUUCGCCUCGCUCUGCCUCGUCGGACGAUGACUCCGCUCCCCCGUCCCAGCGUGGAUCCCCGCGCCCCAGCUACGUCUUUGCCGCUGGCAGGGAUGGCACGGUGCCGGAUGCGGCCUCCGGCAUCCGCGGGCCAGUCCGCCCGCCAUCAUCUGCUUCGUCCUCGGCCUCCUCUCCUGGCCGCGCGCACUCUACGUAUCCGGACAUCUUCAUCCCCUCCGGCCUCCUCCACGACGUUGGGCAUUUCUGCUUCGCCCACCUUGACCACGUCAUGGCGGAGCCGUACGACCUCAUUCACCACGCCGUCGAGCUCUACGCCGGCGUUACAUCCUUCUACUUCGCGUCCACGACGGGGUGUGCGGCCCUUCUCGUCUCCGACUCCCACGAGGACCGUGAGAUGACCAUGAUCACUUCACCGCCAAGUUCGCCGGCGUCACCAUCACUCUCCUCCGUCCGGAGGAGACCGACAAUCGGGCCACCACGCGCUACGACCACUUGGUGGAGAUCGAGGCCAAGAACUACCCGCUCGAGCUGUGGCACCCCCAAGGCGCCAACUUCGUGUUCGACCACUUUGGGGUGCUCUGCUGUGUUGACAACCGCUGCCUCAACGCCGGCGACUUCACGGCAAUGCGCACCUUUCUCCGCGUUGAGAGUGACCAUGUCACCCCGGAUGGGUGCAUCCUUCGCCUUCCGCCAGCCCAAAUCGUUGACGUCAAGCUCCGUGUCGUCAAGACUUGGGCCGUUUUUGAGGACCUCACCAUCCCCCUCGACCAUGACGUGGACGACAACGACAGUGAAGCUCAUGUCCACGGUGCCUGGCGGUGGAACUGCAGCAAUGUUGGGCCUUGCUCUGGCCCACACGCUGCAGAUUCCAUGCAGCCACAAACGCCAACUGCUGGGCCGUCCUCGCCUCCUCAAGCUCAAGCCACGCAAGCCCCUCGCGACUUUCGCCAACCUCUCGUCGGCGGUCCUCUGUUGCCACCAGCUGCGGCCCCUGUUGAUGCGCUCGUGCUGUUCGAUGGCAGUGAGGGCAUUAAGGGCGCCGCCCAAGGCUCUGACCUCUCCGGCACCUUCACGCCAUCGGUCGAUGUCCCCAACUCUUUCUCCGCGCUCGACUUAGAUGGUGGUGAUACCUCACUUCUCUCGGUCAAGGAUUCUACCUCGCUUGGGUCUGAAGCGCAUGAGGCCACGAUGUGUCGUAAAAUGGCUGCUAAUAAGAGGGCCACCGACGCUGUCAAGCUCCGCCGCAGUCGUCGCCUCACUGACAAAGGGGAUGGUCAGUUCGUGGACAUGACCACGAAGGCCAUGCGUGUCAAGGCCCGUCGCUUCGACCUGCAGCACGCCUCUCACGACCUCGUCGAAGCCCUGGAUUCCUCUGGACUCACCAGCUCCCCAGAGGAUCCGGUGCUGGACUCCGAUGCCCUUGCUCUCAUUGCCAAGCUCUGUGGCGCUGAACCGGUGGAGGUUCAGGAGGUGUCCUCGCCGGCGCCGUGAUCAACAAUCUCCUGCCUUGGACGACGGCUCCUCGCCAUGGCCGCUCUGUCCUUACUUGUUAUGGAUGUACCUGCCCAUCUGGCAAUGGUUUAAUUCCUAGUUUCCCGUUCCUUAGCUUAAGCCCGUGGUCGCCGUGCUGUUCCGGCGAGUUGGUCUUCGACCCUUUUGUAACGUGUUUUGUAACACGUGUGUGCUCCCAGGACUGUCUGCUUUGUCCCUCUAGUGAACUUGCCUUUGCUUC